AAGUCCAUAGUUGGUGGCAGUAUACAAGCAACAUGUCUACAAAAAAUUACUAAUAAAUUUAAUGACUUAGGUGCUACAGUAGAAUGGGUAGAUGCUACAAAAAUGAUUGAAGAAAUGCGAGUGGACGUUCAGAAUGUCUUAUCUUGGAAAAAACUAGCUGUUGAACGAAUUGCAGAAGUGGCAGAACAUGCAGCUGCUGGAUAUCAAUUUGAUAAAAAUAUUAAACAUGAAUAUUAUAAUGCUCGAAUGGAAGAGAAAGAGGUUGAAAUAGAAAAUAAUGAAAUUGAUUCUAAUGAUGUAGUAACUAAAAGAAAGCCCAAAAAGAGUAUUAGAGAUCUAGAUAUGAAACCGCACAGAAAUUUUGCUAAUGCUCCUGUAAAUUUUAAACAUAGCUCUGUUCAUGUACCUACAAAUGUUUAUGAUAAAGAUCCCAAGGUUCUCAACUCCAUAAAAUGGUCAGAAUAUCUCACUCCUGCAUUUCGAAAUAAUCUUGCUGUUGAUCCAUCCCUAAAUUGGCAAUAUUUUGGGAGUAAUACUGGUUUUUUACGCACAUUUCCUGCCACAACUUGGGUGAAGGAAGGCAGGGAAAAGCCAGACCUUUAUGAUUGCCGAACUCGCUCUUGGUAUGUAAAAGCUGCAGCCUCAGCAAAAGACAUAGUUAUACUUGUUGAUAGUAGUGGAUCUAUGACAGAUGUUGUGGCUGAUAUUCUUUUAACAUUAACAGAAGAUGAUUUUGUCACUAUUCUUGGUUUUUCGGACGAAGUCACUCCUGUUGUUCCUUGCUUUGAAAAUGCUUUGGUCCAAGCAAAUGAAGAAAAUAUACGAGAAUUUAUGAAGCAUAUGAAAAAAAUGGAGACAGCAAAUAUAGCAAAUUUUACAUUGAGCUUGAUAACAGCCUUUGAAGUUCUCCAAAAAUACAAUCGAUCUGGAUUGGGUACUCAAUGUAAUCAAGCUAUUAUGAUAAUUACUGACGGAGCUCCUAAUACAUUUGAAGACAUAUUUAGGCGUUACAAUUACCCAAAUAUACCUGUCAGAGUAUUUACAUACCUAAUUGGUAAGGAAGUUACUGAAUCACAUGAAGUAAAUUGGAUGGCCUGUGCAAAUAAAGGUUUUUAUACACACAUGGCUACACUUUCUGAGGUUCGGGAUAAAGUUCAGAAAUAUGUGCCAGUUAUGAGCAGGCCUGUUGUUUUGUCUGGUACACGACCAUUUGUAUGGACAUCUGUCUAUGCAGAUGUGCCGGCAACUGACCUCAACCUAGCAGAAUGGAAAGAUAGAGAAUUUGAGCAAAUUCGUAUCAAACUAAAUCAAAUGCGAAUUCAGCAGUGGCAUUCUGCCCAAGAAGAUGAAGAUUAUGCUGAUCCUGAUAGUACACCUGAGCCCGAACACGAAACAAAAGAGAUUAGGCCUCUUCAAUUAAUGACUACAGUUGCCACUCCAGUAUUUGAUAAACGAAAUAUCAAGUCCGCUAGUUUAUUGGGAGUGGCUGGUACUGAUGUUCCUAUCAGGGAAAUUACUAAAUUAACAAGAGCUUAUAAGAUUGGAGUCAAUGCUUAUUCAUUUGCAAUUACAAAUAAUGAGCAUGUACUUUUUCAUCCAGAGCUUAGACCAUUGUUUCAAGAGUUACUUAAGCCAGGAUACAGAAAUGUUGACCUAACAGAGGUUGAGUUAGUUGACACAAAUUCCGGUUUGUAUGAAUUUGAAGAUCAGUUGCUAAUAAUAAGAAAAAACAUGGUAGACAGAAGAAUAGGUUGGGGGAAAAUGGCUGUGAAAAUUCCAAUUGAAGGCUUUCAGAAAAGAAUUGUUACUCGGAAUAAUUCUUACUACUAUGGACCUAUUGAUGACACUCCUUUUUCAUUAGCUGUUUCUUUGCCUGAACCUUAUGGCCAUUAUAGAGUAAUCGGAAAAGUUGAAGUAAAAAGGAAAGAAGAAGAUUGGAUGGACUAUUUUCGUGGUGAUAACUGGCGAGUCCAUCCUGAUUGGGUAUAUUGUGAAAACCCCCAAAAAGAGGAUGAUGGUUAUACAUCUGCUGAAGACAGUAUUAGAACGUUUUUAACUGAUUCUCUUGCUAAUCAAAAUUUUAGAUGGAGAACAAGCAGCACUCGUCCCCCAAUAUUUGACAAACCAAUAUGUGAGU
Messenger RNA from Parasteatoda tepidariorum (common house spider), 2137 nucleotides. The record is from RefSeq and is a predicted model, not a curated record. Lineage: Eukaryota; Metazoa; Arthropoda; Arachnida; Araneae; Theridiidae.